Canis lupus familiaris (dog) is the source of this 3967-nucleotide messenger RNA. RefSeq names its product zinc finger protein 677-like. Lineage: Eukaryota; Metazoa; Chordata; Mammalia; Carnivora; Canidae. The transcript is spliced from 4 exons. Gene Ontology annotation, molecular function: RNA polymerase II cis-regulatory region sequence-specific DNA binding; DNA-binding transcription factor activity. The record is from RefSeq and is a predicted model, not a curated record. Bases 319 to 1998 code for a protein of 559 amino acids. Gene Ontology annotation, biological process: regulation of transcription by RNA polymerase II.
CGCACUCCAACCCCCGCUGGAAGCACCACCCACCGGCCUGCGCCUAACCCGCUGUUCCUCCGGCGCGCAGGCGCCGCUCUUCACCGACGCGGAAGCGGCUGACUGGAGCGAACGUCAAAUGGGCCUCUGAGGGUUUUUAACUUUCUCGCUUCUACCUGGGCGUCUCAGUCCCCAAACCUGUAACCCUGGGGCCUGGGUUCUCCACGCACGUUAGCGUCCCCUCACCUGCGCCUCCCACCGCGGAUUGUUGUCUCAAGGCCCAUCUCGCCUGGAAGAGAAGCCCAGAGGAGGCAGAGGAGGAAAACCUAAGAAUCAGGAAUGACUCUUUCUCAGGAACUGUUGACAUUCAAGGAUGUGGUCAUAGAAUUCUCUCAGGAGGAGUGGGAGUGCCUGGCCUCUGCCCAAAGAGCCCUGUACAGGGAUGUGAUGUUGGAGAACUACAGGAACCUGGUCUCCUUGGAUAUCCCUACUAUAUGUGUGAGAAAAGAAUUACCACCAAAAGAUGACCUAAAUAAUGGAGAAUUACUCCAAACUUUAAUUUUGGAAAGACACUUAAGUCAUCAGUUUGAUGAUUUUGACUUGAGAAAAGUCCAAGAUGUGAACAAAUUUGGGACUCAGUGGUUAUCUGAAGAAAAAAAAUAUGAAGAAGACACUGCAACCCAUUACAAAAAUCUCAUCUAUAGAGAACAUCAAGAACAUCAUAAAUUCUAUAAUGAUUUUCCUGUAAAGCACAAUGUUUCCAUAGGAAGAAGUACGUCUCAAUGUUACAAACAUUGUAUGGGGAGUAAGGCACUAAAAAACAAGCUGUGCUAUUCAGGAAGCAAGUACAGAAACCCUUUGGACAAUAGGCUUGGAUUAAGCUCUCAUUCACAUAUGGCUCAACUGCAGAGAUUUCAAACCCAUGAGGAAGUUUAUGAAAAUAAUCAAGUUGAGAAGUCUACCAAAAUGUCCUCAGUUUCACCACUUCAAAGAAUUCCUUCUAGUGUCAAAACCAACAUUUUAAAUAAAUAUGAGAAGGUUCUUAUGCAUCCUUCAUUACAGACACAACAACAGAAAACACCCAAAAGAGAAAAACCUUAUAAAUGCAGUGAGUGUGGGGAGACUUUUAGCCAUUGCUCAACCUUAGCUAAUCAUCAAAGAAUUCAUUCUGAGCCAAAACCUUAUAAAGGUAAUGAGUGUGGCAAAGCCUUUAAGAGGUUCUCAAAUCUCAUGAGAAUCCAUACUGGAGAGAAACCAUAUAAAUGUAAUGUAUGUGGUAAGGAUUUCACCACACAGUCACAUCUCUGGGGUCAUGAGCGAAUUCAUACUGGAGAGAAGCCUUACAAAUGCAAUGAGUGUGGCAAAGCCUUUUCUGAUGGUUCAUAUCUUGCUCAACAUAAGAACUUCCAUUCUGGACAAAAACCUUACAAAUGCAUUCAGUGUGGUAAGGAUUUUGCCACACGUUCACACCUUUGUAUUCAUAAGAGAAUUCAUACUGGAGAGAAACCAUUUACAUGUAAUGUAUGUGGUAAGAAUUUUAUGAUACCUUCACAGCUUUGGGGUCAUGAGCGAAUUCAUACAGGAGAGAAGCCUUACAAAUGUAGUGAGUGUGGCAAAGCCUUUUCUAGCGGUUCAAAUCUUGCUCAACAUAAGAGAAUCCAUUCCGGAGAGAAACCGUACAAGUGUAAUCACUGUGGUAAGGAUUUUACCACACGGUCAUACCUUUGGAGUCAUGAGAGAAUUCAUACUGGAGAGAAACCUUACAAAUGUAAUGUGUGUGGCAAGGCCUUUAUCAGGAGUUCCAAUCUUACUCAACAUAAGAGAGUUCAUGAUGGAGAGAAACCCUAUAAAUGUAAUAUCUGUGAAAAGGCCUUUAGUCAGAAUGCAAGUCUUACUGUUCACCAAAGAAUUCAUACUGGGGAGAAACCUUAUAAAUGUCAAGAAUGUGGUAAAGCCUUUAAACACUACUCAAGCAUCAACAAACACCAUAAUACACAUAGAGUAAAAAUACAAGUAUAAAGUGUGUGGUAAUACUUUUAUUAAAUGUUUACACCUUGGGAAUCAGAGAAUUCAUACCAGAGAGAAAACUUUUAAAUGUCGUGAAUGUUGCAAAUCCUUUAAGCACUGUUCAAGCCUGAGCAGAUACCAGAAUAUACAUACAUAUAGUGAAGACAUAGAUGUAAUGUGUGUAGUAAGGCUUUUACUAAAUAGUCUCACCUUUGGAGUCAUAAGGGAAGUCAUACUGAAAAGAAACCUCACCAAAGAAUGUAGCACAGCUUUCAUGCCAUGGCCUAGCCUCAAUAUUCACCAAAGAUUUCAUGUUAGAGAAAACCUUACAAAUAAAAUGCUGGGUAUCUUGCUUAAGCAGGUUUCACAAUGUACUAUGGAUCAGAGAAUUCUAGCAGUAUGAACUAAGUUUACUUGAAGAUUAAUCAAAUCAAAUGUUACACUCUACAGGAAAAUUAAAAGUCAAAAUGUUUUAAAGUGAUGGGUGUCAAAGGAGCAGCAAUAUCUGUGGAAUGACCCACUAAUCUUCAGUUUAUGUGAUCUUUUUAUUAAUCUUUUAUAUUCUUUUUAUUUUUUAGUCUUUUACAUAUCUUUUUUAAGAUUUUAUUUAUUGAGACAGAGGCAGAGACAUAGGCAGAGGGAGAAGCAGGCUCCACGCAGGGAGCCUGAUGGGGGACUUGAUCCCAGCACUCCAGGAUCAUGCCCUGAGCCAAAGGCAGAUGCUCAAUUGCUGAGCCACCCAGGCGUCCCAGUCUUUCAGAUUUCUUGAUGAGAUUACUUUAUUAUGGACUUUGGCCUUGAAAAUCUGUUGUUGAUGUUAUGUCUUCAUGAGUGUCUGUGCUUGUACCUUUUGUUUUGGUCCUAAUGUAAAUGGUACUUUAUUUUUAAUUAUCAAUUCACUUAAACAUUAAGUACCUUGGUAUCUAGGAAGGCAGUUAAUUUUUGAUCCUUAACCUUGUAUCCUGCUGCCUUGCUACAGUUUCAUAUUGUGUCUUAUCUACCAUACAUCAGGGCAUCAUAAAAUAAUAUUUCAAUGCUGUGGUGACAGGUGCCACUCUGUUUUGUUUCUGGAAUAAAAAGAAUGCACUCUCCAUUACUGUACUAAUAUCAAGCAGAUCUUAUAGUUAUUAAGUCCAGCUUGGUCAUGAGGACAUGAUACUAUUGUACUAUGUGGCAAUCAGAGUUUCUGCAGUUUAUUAAGAUCUCAGAAGCUGGGGCACCUGGGUGAGGCAGUCACUUAAAUGUCCAACUCUUGCUUUUAGCUCAAGUUAUAAUCUCAGGGUUGUGAGAUUAAGCCCUGCAUCUGGCUCUACACUCAGUGUGGGGUCUACUUAAGGCUGUUUCACUAUCCCACUGCCCCUCCCUUCUUAAGUCUCUUUCACCCUCUAAAUAAAUAAAUCCUUAAAAAAGAAAAAACUCAGAAGCUUUAUGCAUAACUGGUAUUGCCAUAUAGAAUAAAUCUCUACAUAUAAAUGGACUUGGACACAAACAAAAUUAUAAAUAGCAUACCCGAAUCUAAACAAGGACAGCUGGACAGCCCAGGUGGCUCAGUGGUUUAGUGCCGCCUUCAGCCCAGGGCCUGAUCCUGGAGACCCAGGAUCAAGUCCCGCGUCGGGCUCCCUGCAUGGAGCCUGCUUCUCCCUCUGCCUGUGUCUCUGCCUCUCUUUCUCUGUGUGUGUCUCAUGAAUAAAUAAAUAAAAUCUUUAAAAAAAAAAAAAAAAAAAAAAACAAGGACAGCCUAUGAAAACUCCUAAAUGUAGAUCUAGAUUAUAGGAAGAACACCAUCAACCACCUUUAUCCAUAUAUUGUGUUAAAAACAUGAUAUGAUUUGUUCCUACCUCCAGUAGGUUUAAGUUCCCAGUCUGCUACUAAACAGGAUGUGAAGUUACUCAAAUCAAUACUGUACCUUAGUCCACUUUAGAAUGGAAGUAGUAGUUUACACCCUCAAAUUUGUGAGGAAUAAAGACAUUAACUCCUUGUA